UCUUGUGUGGGUUCUGCACGGUAUUUCCCAUUUAUCCUCUUAUCCCUUAAUUCUUAUUCCCCAGGGUGCCCUCAGAAGCCUCCAGUUGAAACUCUAGCAGAAGCCAGGUCGGAUGGCUGUGGACACAAGAAAGCCUGCCAGCCUGCUGUUCAAAGCCCCAUGGGGUCAGCAGGGGCCUGUGAUGGGGAAGGUGAAGUUGGAGGAUGACCACCCCAGGAAUCAGGGUCUCAGCUUUCCAGAGAACCAGCUCCCUGGCUGGGAGAUCUUCAGGAAGCAGUUCAGACAGUUCUGCUACCAGGAUUCCCCUGGACCCCGUCUGGCCCUGAGCAGGCUCCGGGACCUCUGCCAUCAAUGGCUUAGGCCAGAGACACAGACCAAGGAGCAGAUCCUGGAGUUGCUGGUGCUGGAGCAGUUCCUGUCCAUGUUGCCUGAGGAGCUCCAGGCCUGGGUGCAGGAGCAUCAUCCAGAGAGUGGGGAGGAGGCAGUGACCAUGCUGGAGGAUCUGGAAAGAAAGAGAAAUGUUUCAGCUUGUGCUCUGGAACAGAAAAUCCUUUUGCAAACAAUGACCCUUCAGACACUAGAUGAAGAAUCUUCAUACACCUGGGUUUAACUCUGAGUGAUCCAGCUCAAGAGCAAAGGACCUGAGCCCCAACCAUCAGAGGAAAGAGAUGGUGGUGUGAGGACUGAGAACAUGACAUUAGACACAAAGCAGGAACUUUGUGAAGAAACAGAACCACGUAGGGAGGGGUCUGAUGGACAUCAUGAAACUAUGUCUCAGCCCACCAAAUACAGAGGAGUUGGUGGGCCUACUGGAAGUUUAGAAAUGCAAGAUGGGGAUGCCACAGGUGAGAAAAGAUAGAAAUGUGAUGAAUGUAGGAAGACCUUCAUGUGUGUCAGAGGCCUUCAGAUGCAUAGGAGGAUCCACACUGGGGAGAAACUGUACUCACACACAGAAUGUGGAAAGGCCUUUAUCAGACAUGCAGAACUUACCCAGCAUCAGGGGCUUCACAGCAAGGAAAAGCCCUAUCAAUGUAAAGAGUGUAGCAAAUGCUUCAGUCAGAAGGCAGGCGUCCAGGCGGCCCCAUGUUUCGUUGGUUCGAAUCCUGGGCACGGACAUGGCACUGUUCAUCAAACCACGCUGAGGCAGCAUCCCACAUGCCACAACUAGAAGGACCCACAAUGAAGAAUAUACAACUAUGUACUGGGGGGCUUUGGGGAGAAAAAGGAAAAAAUAAAAUCUUUAAAAAAAAAAAAAAAGAAGGCAGGCCUCUUCCAACAUCUGAAAAUCCACACUGGAGAAAAGCCCCAUAAAUGUAGUAAAUCUGGCCGAUGUUUUAGUCGGAGGUCAGUUCUUACAAAGCAUCAAAGUCUCCACACUGGAGGGAAACCUUUUGAAUGUCUGGACUGUGGGAAAGCCUUCCACCACAACUCAGACCUCGUUGAACAUCAGUGAUUCCACAACAAAGAG
Messenger RNA from Equus quagga, 1468 nucleotides. Its product is annotated as zinc finger protein 24-like. The transcript is spliced from 3 exons. NCBI's taxonomy places the organism in Eukaryota, Metazoa, Chordata, Mammalia, Perissodactyla, Equidae. The record is from RefSeq and is a predicted model, not a curated record. The coding region runs from base 113 to 610 and encodes 165 amino acids.